Messenger RNA from Betta splendens (Siamese fighting fish), 1805 nucleotides. RefSeq names its product ras-related protein Rap-1A-like. Gene Ontology annotation, biological process: negative regulation of synaptic vesicle exocytosis; Rap protein signal transduction; cellular response to cAMP. The transcript has 8 exons. Gene Ontology annotation, cellular component: plasma membrane. Gene Ontology annotation, molecular function: GTP binding; GTPase activity; GDP binding. The coding region runs from base 187 to 744 and encodes 185 amino acids. The record is from RefSeq and is a predicted model, not a curated record. Lineage: Eukaryota; Metazoa; Chordata; Actinopteri; Anabantiformes; Osphronemidae.
UGUGUGUUUGUGAUGACAGUCCCCGCCGCUGGCCGGCCUCGGCGUGUCAUGCCCUUUUAAGAAAACCGACGAGCCGCGUGCGGUGACGUCUGCUGCGCGAGGCCAGAGGCAAACUGACACUUGCGGAGCGGCGAGAGACAGCGAGCGAGAAACGAUUGUUGGGCUGUCUGGUGAAGCAAUCCCGCCAUGCGUGAAUACAAGUUAGUGGUCUUAGGCUCUGGAGGUGUGGGCAAGUCCGCUCUGACAGUUCAGUUUGUACAGGGAAUUUUUGUGGAAAAAUAUGACCCUACAAUAGAAGACUCAUACAGAAAGCAAGUGGAGGUUGACGGGCAGCAAUGUAUGCUUGAAAUUCUUGACACAGCAGGCACAGAACAAUUCACAGCAAUGAGAGACUUGUACAUGAAGAACGGCCAAGGGUUUGCAUUGGUAUACUCCAUCACAGCACAGUCCACCUUCAAUGAUCUCCAGGACCUGAGAGAACAGAUUCUACGAGUAAAGGAUACAGAGGAUGUGCCAAUGAUCUUGGUGGGAAACAAGUGUGAUUUGGAGGAUGAGCGUGUGGUGGGGAAGGAGCAGGGCCAGAACCUGGCCAGACAGUGGAACCACUGUGCCUUUUUAGAGUCCUCUGCUAAGUCAAAGAUCAACGUGCUUGAUAUCUUCUAUGACUUGGUCAGACAAAUAAAUAGGAAAACACCAGUGGAAAAAAAGAAGGCGAAAAAGAAAUCCAACUGUGUCCUGCUUUAAAGACCCUCUCCAGCCCCUGCAGCAGCUCUGAGCCAGAAAUGCUGUAAUGAAGAACUGUUGCCCUGAUUGGAACGUGCCAGCAUUCCAACAGCCCUGACCCCCUCCCUCCAUCAGCCAUAAACGGUGAAUCGGCUCACUGAACUGCUCCUAUCAAAGACGAGGAUGACCUACACCAGAGAGAGAAGAGAUGGAUAUAGUGAAAAGACCAUGAGAAGAGAGAGAAGACUUCCGUCUCUCGCCUCCGAGGACCUUCCUGUCUCAGUUUCAGUGUGAACCCUGAACGGAAAGCCUCCAUUUCUGCACCAACAGUCCAACCACACGCUGAUGAUUAAAGCGCAGCAAAGCCUCUGAACAUGUAAAAUGGUGUCCAUGAGCUGCCCACAUCGCCAGAGAGCAGCCCCCACUUUUAUUUAGAUUUAUUUUGGCAGGAUAACAAAAAAAAAACUAAAAUUAGAACUUGGCUUCAGUAUUUUACAUCUCUUCAAUAUCAAUAUUGUAUUUGAAAGACAAGAAUGACCUCUUUAGUUGUAUGAUUAUAAAUAUUCUUCAAAAGCAAGCAUGAAAAAAUGCAUCAGUUAUUAAGUGUAGAUGUUUUCAAGUGGAAAAGUGAGAAAUCUUUUAUAGCCAUACACCUAUUCUUCAUGCCUGUCAUGUCAGUGAUGAUAGAUCAAGGUCUAUAAUAUGUAUUAUUAUUUUUAUGUUUUUUUCUUUGCCCUGUUGUUCAUGGACUUCUCUUCUGCAAAUAUCUCUCUCUAAUGUGACUUAAUUUUAUACUCAGUCACUGGGAUUUCAUAGCUCCCAUAAUAUAUUCUAAUGCCAUUUUUUGCAUAAUAAUGCUUCAGAAAAAAUGGGUCUUUUAUAGAAGAAAUAUGGGGAAAAUACGGAUUGAUUUCUAUGUCUCUUGAAGCUGAAAUAUAUUAUACUAAACCAACUCUAAUGAUGCUUCUUGUGUUUUUCUGUCAAUGAUGUUCCAGCUUUUAUGGAUUAUUAAAGUACAUUUUAGUACAUUUUCAUUAUAUUGGUCAAUGUAUUUUUGUGAAUUAAAAUUGUUUUGACAUUGA